AAAACAAUAUGGUUGACGAAGGCAGAAGUGAGCGAGUGUGAACCUGCCAGAAGCAUUGUCCGGAAAAACCCUGUCUGUUCAAGAUGAGCACUCUAUCAAUGUUCACUGAUGGGAAGCAAUUUGGUGUAUCCCGACAGUAUUAUUCAGGGUUGAAAUCUAGAGACCAUGUGAGUGAAAAUGUCCGAAGGAUGCGACAAAUCCAGAGGAAAUGUAAGGAAAGGGAAGCUGCGAGUAAUCAACCAGUGCGACCUAUGUGGAAAUCUGAGAAGUACAAGGAUGUCUCAUCAAAGAUUAAGACAGACAUUAUUGAGAAGGAACCACUUCCUCCUCGACCUUGUUCUGCUGAUUUUUUGAGAGCUCACUCAAGAUCUGGACCACCAGUAAAAGGAGUUCGCAGCCACACACCAGUUAUCUCCCCUCCAGAAGACAAGCUCACUGUUCCCAGAGCACAGUCUGCAGCUGAUGUAAGGCUGACCAGGAAUAACAUCAAUUUUGUGAAGUUAAAUGGUAUUUGUGCCAAGCAUGCUAAAAUCCCUCGAUGUCCCAGUGUAAAUGCCUUGGAUGAGCUGAGAGAAAAGAAUGAGAGUGAGAUGCAGAACUACCACCGUGGGGAGGUGCCCAAAUACUUGAGGAGUCGUCAGAAGAAGUGGAAACAGGAGGAGGAGGAGAGGAUAGCUAACACACCUGACCCAGCCCUGCCCCCUGGCCAUAAAGUUCUACCUGAGGAGGAGCGCAAACAGACUCUUGCCCUCCUUAAACAAAAUGAAAAUGAACUGUUACGUCAACUGAGAGCAUUGCCGCUGUGCAUGGAUACAGUGCGCGUGAGGAAUAAGAGGCUGGAACUGGAGGGCAAAUUAGCAGAAGUGGAAGAAGCUGUUAAAAUUUUUGCACGACCCAAGGUUUUUGUCAAAGUAGAUUAAUGACAUGAUACCUGAAAAACAAUGGCUGCUGCGAGAAAUGAGCUAGCACCAUUGUAGUGAGAAAAUACCAGAUGUACAGAAUUUAGGAUGCUCCUUCAGUAAAUAAGCAGUGGGUGGUUUAACUGGAGAAUAGAAUGUGGACCGCCUUUUUUAGCCAACUGGAUAGGUUUGUUAGUUACUCCCAGAUCAUGAGAGGUUCAAGAAGACAAGCUUUUUGUCUUUCUGCGUGCUAAUAGACAGUGAUGUGAACCUCAUGGAUCUCAACCUGAAUCUUCAGUAUCUGUCAGUAAGCUGCAUAUAAUGAGAGGCUAAAGUGGAGAAGGAACCUGAGCCACAGCUGGUCCCAUUACCUUCUGGAAACCAGGCACUCAUCAUAAGAGCAUGAAGUGGACCAGGGACAUGUGCCACAGGUGGUCUCGUUACCUUCUGGAAACCAGCACUCGUCAUCAGAGCAUGAAGUGGACAAGGGACAUGUGCCACAGGUGGUCUCGUUACCUUCUGGAAACCAGCACUCGUCAUCAGAGCAUGAAGUGGACAAGGGACAUGUGCCACAGGUGGCCCCGUUACCUUCUGGAAACCAGGCACUCAUCAUCAGAGUAUGAAGUGGACCAGGGACAUAUGCCACAGCUGGCCCCGUUACCUUCUGGAAACCAGGCACUCAUCAUCAGAGUAUGAAGUGGACCAGGGACAUAUGCCACAGCUGGCCCCGUUACCUUCUGGAAACCAGCACUCAUCAUAAGAGCAUGAAGUGGACUAAGGACAUAUGCCACAGCUGGCCCCGUUACCUUCUGGAAACCAGCACUCAUCAUCAGAGCAUGAAGUGAACCAGGGACAUAUGCCACGGCUGGCCCCGUUACCUUCUGGAAACCAGGCACUCAUCAUCAGAGCAUGAAGUGAACCAGGGACAUAUGCCACGGCUGGCCCCGUUACCUUCUGGAAACCAGGCACUCAUCAUCAGAGUAUGAAGUGAACCAGGGACAUAUGCCACAGCUGGCCCCGUUACCUUCUGGAAACCAGGCACUCAUCAUCAGAGUAUGAAGUGGACCAGGGACAUGUGCUACAGCUGGUGUCAUUAUCUUCUGUAAAUCAGGCAUGUGGUCAAACCUUGGAGUGGACAUGGAACCUGAGCCGUAGCUGGUGUCAUUACCUUCUGUAAAUCUGACAUAUCAAACCAUUUAGUGGACAAGGCCUCAACUGGUGUCAUUACUUUCUGUAAAUCCGGCACAUGAUCACACAAUUUUGUGGACAAGGGACCUGAGCCGUAGCUGGUGUCAUUACCUUUUUUAAAUCUGACACAUGAUCACACCAUUUAGUGGACAAGGGACCUGAGCCGCAGCUGGUGUCAUUGCCUUCUGUAAAUCUGACAUAUCAUCAAACCAUUUAGUGGACAAGGGACCUGAGCCUCAACUGGUGUCAUUACUUUCUGUAAAUCCGGCACAUGAUCACACCAUUUAGUGGACAAGGGACCUGAGCCGCAGCUGAUGUCAUUGCCUUCUGUAAAUCUGACAUAUCAUCAAACCAUUUAGUGGACAAGGGACUUGAGCCUCAACUGGUGUCGUUAUCUUCUGUAAAUCCGGCACAUGAUCACACCAUUUAGUGGACAAGGGACCUGAGCGCAGCUGGUGUCAUUGCCUUCUGUAAAUCUGACAUAUCAUCAAACCAUUUAGUGGACAAGGGACCUGAGCCUCAACUGGUGUCAUUACUUUCUGUAAAUCCGGCUCAUCAUCAAACCAUUUAGGGGACAAGGGUCCCGAGCUAGUAGCUUUCUGUAAAUCAAGUUAAAACAGCUCUCCAUGGAUCACUUACAUACACAUUGCACGUGCGUAUUUUCCAUGAUAGGUAUAAUUACAACAGGCUGAAAUAACUGUCCUUGGCUCACUGGAAGGUGCAUACUUUCCAUAGAUUUGACCGUGCCUAUAUUUGUAAGUAUUGUCUUCAGUUAUAGGGUGUAACUGAGAUGUUCCUUUUCUUUGAUCUGCACUCAUGAAAGUGUGUAAAAAUCUCAUCAGCCUGUUAUUUUACAUGUAUGUUUACUUGUAUCGUGUCUCUCCUUUCGUCUCAAAUCUCCAUGUUGUAGUAUUUUUCUCUGAACACGUAUUUAAAAUAUUGUCAAUGGUAAUGGGUUUGCUUUUUUUCAAUCUCUACUACAGUGUUGGUUGAGUGAUAAGGUCCAGAUGUAAAUGGCUUAACAUGGGCAAAGGUUGUGUUCUCUGUAUAUCUCCUUCCUGUUCAAGUGCAGCCCUUUUCUUGAUAAUACUUAAAAAUAAGAUAUUGAUCUUGGGUUUCUGAAGCUGUGACUUCAGAGUCAGCAAGUAUCCGUCCAGACACUUGUUCUGUCCACUGAUUACAAGUGUAGAUAUGAGAUGUUUUUGUGAGGAUAUGUAGUCUAGAUGGGGAUUUUGUUGUGAACUGCUACAGCUAAUUAAAUUCUUACCUAUGUGUAUUAUAUCCUUAAUUGUUGCAUAUGAGUUAUGUAAGCAUGUGUAUGUAAGGGACAUUACUCUUUUUAUGUCUGUGCGCCUUAAAUGGCAAGGUCACAAGUGCUAGAAGAUUUUCUGCGCAUCAUAAGUAAAGAGGUGUGGUCAGAGGUGAUGCUAGCUUAGCUGUGAAAACUUUCCAGGCUUCAUUUUCUCCCUGUAGCUGGUUGUAUGUAUAUACUUGUAUCGAUACAAGAAAUAGGAUGGGGCCAUACAUUCAGGACUUUUGAAUUAUUAAAUAUAAAUGUGUA
Molecule: messenger RNA, 3648 nt
Organism: Liolophura sinensis
Lineage: Eukaryota; Metazoa; Mollusca; Polyplacophora; Chitonida; Chitonidae
Product: enkurin domain-containing protein 1-like
Exons: 7
Coding region: 84-920 (278 amino acids)
Cellular component (GO): cytoplasmic microtubule
Source: RefSeq, a predicted model, not a curated record